AUGGAGCUCGUUGUGCACUUGUUUGACGAGCAGGGGGAGAAACGAGACAAGUUCAAAACGAAGCCCGCCGAGGCACAUUCCACGCAGCUGUAUGUCGUGCGGGCCAUGGCCUUCUCGCCCGACUCCAUGCGGCUGGCCAUAGCCCAGAGCGACAACAUCGUGUUUGUGUACAGGCUGGGCCUGGACUGGGGCGACAAGAAGAGCAUCUGCAACAAGUUCGUCCAAGCCUCACCCAUCACCGCCCUCGCGUGGCCCUUCGGCCGCCAGAACGAGAUCGCCUUCGGCCAGCUGGAUGGCAAGAUGAAGCUGGGCUCUCUCAAGAGCAACAAGCCGUACAGCCUGUACGCCCACCCCGAGGGCAGCCCCGUGGUGUCCCUGGCGGGCAGCCCCAACGGCAAGGUGGUGGUGGCGGGCCACGCGGACGGCAGCGUGUGGAAGUUCCAGUUCCCCGAGGACGAAGGGUCGCCGGCAGGACAUGCACAGGUCGCGCGGCACGCCUGCGCACCCAACGCACUGGCGUGCGGAGAGGCGAUCGUGGCGUCCGGCAGUGACAAGAAGGUCGUCUUCUACAGCUACUCUGGGCAGCGCCUUCAAGAAUUCGACUGCUCAGAAUCUGGAAACGGCGCGGAGCUUUCUGUGGCGGUGUUCAACCCCUCAGGCGACUCUGUGGUGUUGGGAAGCUUCAACAAAUUCAUGUCCUUCAGCUACGUCUCCAGGGCGGAUUCGUGGGAGCAGAUGGGCACCAAGGAGAUACCAAAUAUGUACAACAUCACAGCUGUAGCUUGGAAGCCCGACGGCUCCAAGAUUGCGGUGGGGUCUCUGACGGGCUGCGUCGACAUCUAUGAUGUCUGUGUCCGGAAGAACCGCUACAAGGGAAAGUUUGAGUUCACAUACGUCAGCAGGAGCGCGGUCAUCGUAAAGACACUGGCGUCAGGAACAAGGGUCGUUCUGAAGUCCGUAUAUGGAUACGAGAUCGAAAAAAUAAACAUAUACCAGGACCGAUACCUCGUGGCCAGGACCUCGGACACGCUGCUUUUGGGCGACCUGGACACGUGCAAACUGAGCGAGAUUCCGUGGGGCCAUCCUCCCGGGAGCGACAGAUUCCAUUUCGAGAAUGAGAAGGUGUGCAUGAUAUAUGCCUCGGGCGAGCUCACCCUGGUGGAGUACGGGCGCAACGACAUCUUGGGAUGUUGCCGAACGGAGCACAUGAGCCCCUUCCUCGUGAGCGCGGUGGUCGCAGACGCCAGGGGGGCUGCUCCGGCCGUUAAGCGCGUGGCCUACCUGGUGGACCUGCAGACCAUUCGGGUGCUGGACCUCGUUGCCGGGGUUGCGCUGGCGACCGUCAACCACGACGCCAAGAUCGAUUGGCUGGAGCUCAGUCAGCGCGGUUCCCACAUCCUUUUCCGAGACAAGAAGCGCCAUUUGAACAUGUACGACGUGAGCCGCCAAGACUGCUCCACCCUCCUGGAGUUUUGCCAAUACGUGCAGUGGGUGCCGUCGAGCGACGUGGUGGUGGCCCAGAGCCGCGGGAACCUGUGCGUCUGGUACAACAUCAAGAAUCCCGACCAGCAGACGGUGCAUCCGAUACAGGGAGAAGUGGAGGACAUCGAGAGAGCGAACAACAGAACAGAGGUCAUCGUGGAUGAGGGUAUCAACACCAUCAGCUACGCCCUGGACGAGGCCCUCAUCGACUUUGGCUCCGCCCUCGAGGACUGCGACUUCCAGAGGGGCAUCGAGAUCCUUGAACCGCUAGAGCUGACGACGGAGACGGAGGCGCAGUGGCAGCAGCUGGCGGAGGUGGCGCUGGCCAAGGGGGAGAUCGACCACACCCGGCGGUGCUACACGGCCAUAGGCAAUAUCGCCAAGGCCAGGUACCUCAGGAAGGUGCGUGCCUGCGCGGACGCCGUCUCGAGAAGCACCGGCGCCAACGGCCUGGAGUCCUACCAGGUGCAGUCCAUGCUGGCCGUCUUGGGGGGCCAGUGGGCCCAGGCGGAGCGCUUCCUGCUCACCCAGGGCGGCGUGGACGCGGCCGUGGCCAUGUACACGGAGGCGCACCGUUGGGAGGACGCCAUCCGGGUGGCGGAGUGCCACCACCACGAGGAGACCGACAGCCUGAAGAGGAGCUACUACCAGUGGUUGCUGGACAGCGGGCAAGAAGCGGAGGCGGCCGGGGUUAGGGAGGCUGAGGGCGACUACCUGACGGCCAUCAGCCUGUACCUGAAGGGGUGCCUGCCCGCCAGAGCCGCAGAGGUGGUGCUGGCGCACGACGCGGCUUACGACCCUCCCUUGCUGGACUCCAUCUGCUCCGCCUUGGCCAAGGCGGGCCUCCACGAGAAGGCGGGCGACCUGUACGCCCACCUGCGUCGAUAUGAGGAGGCCCGGGACGCCUACUGCCGCGGCUGCGCUUACCGCAAGGCCGUGGAGCUGGCCAGGCACGAGUUCCCCGCGGAGGUCAUCGUGCUGGAGGAGGAGUGGGGGGACUGGCUGAUGGGCGUGAAGCAGCUGGACGCCGCCAUCAACCACUACAUCGAGGCGGGGCAGUCUGUGAAGGCGGUGGAGGCUGCCCUGGAGUGCCGCCAGUUUGCGAAGGCCGCGGGGAUCAUUGAGUUCUUGGAUUCCGCAUCCGCUGGUCCGUACUACAAACGCAUUGCAAGCCACUUCGAGAGAGCCAAGAGCUACGAGGAGGCCGAGCGCUACUACAUAAAGGCUGACGCUGCGUCGUCGGCAGUUGAGAUGUACAAUCGAGUGGGGAAAUGGGAGCAAGCACACAAAAUCGCGAUGGGGUACCUCACAGACGGCGAAAUGCACUCCCUUUACACCAGGCGGGCGCGCGAGAUGGAGGCCGCCUCCAAGUUCAAGGAAGCGGAGCGGAUGUACCUCACCAUCAGCGAGCCUGACCUGGCCAUCAACAUGUACAAGAAAGCGCUGCUGUACGACCACAUGAUCCGCCUGGUGUCCCUGCACCGCAAGGACCUGCUGGCGGAGACGCACGGCCACCUGGCGCAGCAGCUCGAGUCCGAUGGCAGCCUGAAGGAGGCGGAGCGGCACUACGCGGAAGGCGGCGACUGGAAGGGCGCGGUGCACAUGUACCGUUCCGCGAACAUGUGGGAGGAGGCGCUGAGGGUGGCCAAGACCUACGGCGGCGUGAACGCGUCCAAGCAGGUGGCAUACGCUUGGGCUGUAAGCUUGGGCGGCGAUGAGGGCGCCCAGCUGCUGAAGGCGCUGGGACUCAUAGACCAGGCAAUCGACUACGCCGUCGAAUCUGGCGCGUUCGCCCACGCUUUCCAACUUGCCAGGUCUUGCGGCAGCGGCAAGCUUCCCGAUGUGCACCUGAAGUACGCGAUGUACCUGGAGGACGAGGGGCGGUUCAAAGAGGCCGAGCAGGAAUUCAUCAGUGCCGGACGUCGUUUUGAUUUGCAGCUGUGGGAGAACGCGGUGAAUGUCGCCAUGACCCACCAGAGGAACCGGCUCCAUCAUGUCGUGGACACCGUAUCUCAUAAUCUCAUGCGCAUUGGAAGGUACGAGGCGGCGGCCGAGCUCCAUGAAGGCAUCGACGACGUCCAGGGCGCCGCGAAGGCGUAUUGCCUGGGCGGGAAUUUCGAAAAGGCGCGGGCGGUGGCGGGGGGAAACGCCGGUCUCAGGGCCUUUGUGGAAGAGCGGUACAACCAGCACCUUGUGUCCAACAGGAACGCUGACGCGCUUGCGUCACGGGGACAGGCCGCGCAGGCCUUGGAAAUGUAUGCUCAGCAGGGGGAAUGGGACAAGGUUUACGCCCUGGCAGAAGCCCAGGGGCCGGGAGUUUCCGCCAAGUGCGCUGCACGGCACGCGCGACUUAAAGUAAGGCAGGGAGAAUUCUGCGAGGCCGCGUCCAUCCUGGCCACGCGGGGCACCGAUGCGGAUCCUUCCAAUCUGGAUCUGUACUGCCACAUCGCCAGGCAAGUCCUGGAGCUGCCCCAGGCGCAACGGUCGGAUGUGGGUGAAAGAGGCAUUGCGUUGGUGAUGCGCAGGUUGCUGGAAGAGGUCAGGAAUUCCGGGAGCGCCUCGACGGCUGCGGAGGCGGAGUUGACGCGCCUGUCCUGGGCGGCGCACUACCUCUCCAUGGUGAACGUCUCGAUCGAGGAGGGAUGGGAGGAGAUGGCGGCGAAGCAGGCCACCUCGCUGCUGAGAUACAUAGACGUCGUGCCGGCGGACAAGGUGGCGAUCUAG
This is a messenger RNA of Ostreobium quekettii, 4206 nucleotides long. Lineage: Eukaryota; Viridiplantae; Chlorophyta; Ulvophyceae; Bryopsidales; Ostreobiaceae. The record is from the annotation of a GenBank genome assembly.